This is a messenger RNA of Trichosurus vulpecula (common brushtail), 1851 nucleotides long. It is a transcript of the gene MRM1, whose product is annotated as mitochondrial rRNA methyltransferase 1. The transcript has 5 exons. NCBI's taxonomy places the organism in Eukaryota, Metazoa, Chordata, Mammalia, Diprotodontia, Phalangeridae. The record is from RefSeq and is a predicted model, not a curated record. Gene Ontology annotation, biological process: rRNA methylation. Gene Ontology annotation, molecular function: RNA methyltransferase activity; RNA binding. Gene Ontology annotation, cellular component: mitochondrion. The coding region runs from base 219 to 1298 and encodes 359 amino acids.
ACGUGGGUGCGAUACACGUGACUUAUCUGCUGCUCCUCGCUAGCCGCGCGAGUUUCCGUAGACCCCGGACCUCCCGAAGCCGCGGCGGCGAGCCGGGACUCUUAGUUCUUCUACGCUCCUCGGGGUCCAGAAGCCGGAUCCCCCGGACGGGAAAGGGGUAGUCACUGUUUUGUCUGCACCGUAGAUCUGACUGCAGCCGGGUGGCAAGUGUGCGGGACAUGCUGCGAUUGGCGGCUCACCCCGGGGCCGCUCCCCGGCGCGCUCUAGCCUUUCUCCCAGCCCCGCUCCUCUGUCGGAACGGCUCUUCCACGAGGCGGCCCCCCUGGAAGGCAGGGUCCCGGCCUGAGGCCCGGCCGGGGGGUGCAGAGCUGCUUCGCCUCCGGGAGGACGACCUGCCCCUGGUCCGGCGGCAGGAAGUCCUGUUCGGGCUGGCGCCCUGUGCCCUUGCCCUGCGGGCCGGCCGUCGGAGUGUGACCCGUCUCCUCCUCCACGAGGGGGGCGCGGGAUACGGGGCGCGGGCCGAACUGGCCCGAGCCGCUGAGGCUCUGGGCGUCCCGGUGCAGCCGAUGCAGCGGCGGAAGCUGGAUGCCUUGUGCCGGGGUCAGGUUCAUCAGGGCGUGUGCAUGGAGGUGACCCCGCUACUCCCCAAAGCCUGGCCGCAGGGCAGACAGGACCGGCCGGGAGAGGGACCGGGGGCGCGCCGCCUGUGGCUAAUCCUGGACCACAUCCAAGACCCUCGAAACCUGGGCGCCGUGCUGCGCACCGCACACUUUCUGGGCGUGGACAAGGUCGUUACCAGCCAGACGAACAGUUGCCCCUUGACCCCUGUGGUUAGCAAAGCCAGUGCAGGAGCCAUGGAGGUAAUGGAUGUCUUUUCGACUGAUGAUCUUCCAGGCUUGCUGAAGGCUAAGGCUGAACAGGGCUGGCUUGUUGCUGGCACUGUGGGCUGUGCAGAGUCUGGGAUUGCUCAGUGCUCCGACAUCCCUGUUGCCAGCUGUCUAGAGUUCCUCUGGGACCGAUCUACUCUCCUGGUGCUAGGGAAUGAAGGUUAUGGGCUGUCCCAGGAGGUCAGAAGCUUGUGCCAUAUUCUACUAACCAUCAGACCUGGGCGGGAGCUCACCUCAGAAGUGGAGUCCUUGAAUGUCUCUGUGGCUGCCGGGAUCCUCCUCUAUUCCAUCAUCAGCCAGAGGAAGGGACAGAAAGAUUUGCUUGAGAAGGAAACACGUGCUGUUGCUUGUGACUCUCAGGAAUCCUCAGCUUCUUCUGAAGAACUUGAACCUAGAGCCAGCCAAGGCUGAAGGGUAUGGGUACCAACUGUGGAUGCAGAGCCUAGAUCAGGAAGAGAGAGACCAGAGGGGAGCUGUUUGGGAUCUUGGGCAUUUGCUUGCUUCCAGAUUGCCUGUGUGGACACGACUGUGCACAUGUGUGUAUCUGUGUUUGGUCAUUCUUUCAAGACUUGGCCCGUGUUCCUCUGUCUCCUACAUGAAAUGAAGCCUUUCUGGAUCCUCUUCUAGAGGCGCCGUCUCUGCCCUUGCCCCAGCCACUUUGUAUCUGUUGGCUUCCCCAAUAGAAUGUAAGCGCUGUGAGGGCAAGGGCUGUUUCCCUUUUGUCUUUGUGUGUCAGGAUAGCUGAGAACUUGCUGACUGAUUGUGAUUGAGUACACGGGCAAGUCCAAGUAUGUUUGAGUCCUUGAGAGUGUGUGUUUGUGGCUGUGUUCACACGCACACAAACCAUACCAGUGUGCAUUUAUUGAUAACAAAUGCAGUCCACACUGGGGGUUUUCAGUAUGGGAGCUGAUGGGAGGGAAUUCACUGUAUUGUCUAGCUUUGCUGGAAGACUCCUUUGACAGCA